AUUAUACCACUUUACUUGAAUCCAUCAAAAUGCCAACUGGAUCCUGCCUCUGCGGAAAAGUCAAAUACGCGUACGAUGCGGAACCUCUCAAAAAGGCCGUCUGUCACUGCCUAACCUGCCGCAAGCUUAGCAGUGGCAGCUCGACGAAUAUACUGAUUCCCGGAAGCCAUUUUCGACUCACAUCUGGUUCCCCCCAAACUUAUUCAAUGACUCAUGAGAGCGGCAUGAACUUGACGACGCAUUUCUGCGAGAACUGUGGAGUCUUCCUAUACAAGACGGCUGAUAGUGAGGAAUUUAAAGGGGGGAUCAUUGUCUUGGCUGGAACUUUGGAUGAUGCGGAAGAGUUCGAGAAGGCUAAACCAGAGGCGGAGUUUUUUAUUAAGCAUCGGGCGGGAUGGUGGCCUGGUUUGGGUUUUGCAACGCAGUUGCAAGAGUUUAAUUAGGAUUGACGGCAGCGUAUGCUAUUGAAUCCGGUUUCUUUGGUUUUCUUCUUUACGUUUGUCGAAAUCUGGGUCUUGCUAAUGUGCGUGUGUGGAGGCGGUGUUAUUUUCUUGUUGGGGCUUGGUGUACGCCAUGGUCUAUUCGCUUUGUGGUUGUGGGUAGUGGGCAUAAAGAAGUUUAACUGUAUCAUGAUAUAUUCCGAUGUACUCAUGGCUGUAAUAAUCGGAUUUAAGACCGCAAAAAGCUUUCAACUUGGCUGGGUAUGUUAGUUGCGUGUCAGCUUGACCGAAUCAGCUCUCAGCCAAGUAAAACCCACAAACUAAGCUGUAUCAUGUCUAAACCAUGUAAAAGCACCAUGGAAAUGGUUCCCUACAUUGCCUUUCCAAGAUUCAGGAACAUUGAGUGCUAGCAGUGUACCCAAU
Molecule: messenger RNA, 863 nt
Organism: Aspergillus caelatus
Lineage: Eukaryota; Fungi; Ascomycota; Eurotiomycetes; Eurotiales; Aspergillaceae
Product: GFA family protein
Exons: 2
Molecular function (GO): carbon-sulfur lyase activity
Source: RefSeq, a predicted model, not a curated record